AUGCCUGACGUUUUUGUCACUUCUUCGCGACAAAAGCGGAAAGCGGCGGCAGUUUGUGAAAAAUUGGCCAAGUCGCCUGUCGUCAACGAAAAUGCAUCAUCGUCGCCAGAUGUCUCAAACGAUGCCUGUCGUUCGCUAUGCACCAACACUGAUACCUGUUCGCUGCAAUUCUUAUGGGAUACACAACCACCCACACCUCAGCGGCUUUUCGGCAGCCAAGCGGCGGAAAACGGCGGUGAGUGCGCCAGGGGCCGGCACCUGCUGUACGUCCAGUACAAGUUUCGCGCGCCGGAUCUAAUAUUCGACGACGACGAUGACGACACUGACGACUACGCGUUUCACUUGCAGAGACCGGCCCCGUGUCGGUGUGCCAUACUAAAAGGCGGCGUGCCGUAUUUGGGCGUCAGUGCUGGUUCGAAUGUGGCGGCCGUCAACAUUUGCACAACGAACGACAUGCCAAUCAUUCAACCUCUAAAGCUGGAAGGAAUCGGAUUGUUGCCGUUCAAUAUCAACGUUCACUUUGAAAACAGAGGCGACUGCGCCGCAUCUAGACGUAAUGAAUCCCGAGUGGAUCGGCUUCGUGAUUAUUUAGAGCUUUAUGAAGGUGCUCCACCGAUUGUUUGCAUUCGUGACGGGUCCGCGCUUUACGUAGAGGGCACAACUUUGGGUUACGUUGGCGUGUCGUGUGGAAAAUUGUUUCAGCGAGGCGAGGACGAGCCGAUGGACCUUCCCGUGGGCACGGAUUUGAGCUUUUUGUUGAAAAACCGGACCUCACAUUGCACCCGGAUGUGCCUGUCGUGAUGGGUUCAGAAGUCUCAACAGCCAGACAAGCGGAUUUAUUGAAUCCUGACAUUUCUCAUAUUUCAGAAGAAAAAAAAUCUUUCAUCACUUCCCUUCCUGUUUUUCCGACUUCGUGGCCGUUUCGGAAAGUCGCCGAUUUUUCUGCAGCCCUUCCUUAUCAACACUAGAAAUGGCACAGUACGAUAAAAGCGAAAUUGCUGAGUUAUUAUUAUUGUUUUCCUUCGCCGAAUGAAAUAUGCCCAGCAGCAUUGUUUUCGUGAUAUUUUUGUGUAUAUGGGAUCACAUUCUUCCGAAUUGAUCGAGUAUUGUUUUCUCAAAACUGGAGCAAACCAGC
Molecule: messenger RNA, 1135 nt
Organism: Notodromas monacha
Lineage: Eukaryota; Metazoa; Arthropoda; Ostracoda; Podocopida; Cyprididae
Source: the annotation of a GenBank genome assembly